AUGCAACAUUUACAGUUCGUUCCUUCUCCUGAGGAGAUUGGCUUUAUCAAAUCCAUUCCUUCGAUAACAUUUUGCAAAAUGCACGGAUUGGGAAAUGAUUAUAUUUACAUUAAUUGUUGUAAUUUAUUACAUUCAUCAGAAGCUAAUGAUUUCCGAAUCUAUCUAAAUCAUCAACAUAAUCUAAUUGAAUAUUGUAUUCAAAAGUUGUGUCAUCGAACAUUUGGUAUUGGAGCUGAUGGUGUAAUUUUCAUCACGAAUCCAACACCAGAAUUAUUGGAGAAUGAAACAAAUCAUCAUCAAAUAAUUCAUUGUCAAAUGGAAAUGUACAAUUCCGAUGGAUCGAGUGGAGAAAUGUGUGGAAAUGGAUUGAGAUGUGUUGCUCAGUUUGCCUGUGAUCGUUUGGUGGAGAGUGGUAAAAUUAAAAAACAAACACUUGAGGGAGGACAACUUGGAUAUAGAAUCAAUGUACAAAGUAAUAGAGGAAAGAGAUUGUAUCAAUGUAUUUGUUAUGAGGAUAGGUCUACAUUUUCCAAAUCUUCACCUCUGAUGGUUGAGAUUGAGAUGGGAAAUUUACAAACAAAAAGUGUUAAUUUCUCAUUUGAAAAUAAUUCAAAUUCUAUUGAAUAUGUGGAACAGGAGGAGAAUUCAAUUAGGAAAAUCAUUUUCAAACAAUAUUUGGAUUGUGAAAUUCCUCUGUAUUGUCUUUUGGUACCUAAUCCACAUGCCAUUUGUUGGGUUAAUGAAAUUUCUUCACAGAAUGAGAUUGAUAACACAAUGAAAGCAGUCGAUUCAUUCCCACUUCAUACAAUUGGUCCAAUCAUUGAAAAUUUGAAACAAUUAUUUCCAAAUAGGACCAAUGUAGAAUUCAUUGAAACCAUUUCAGCUCAGCAUAUUGAAACAAAUGAUUCACCUCUCAUCAAAUCAUUAAAAUCCAAUUGCAUUCUCUCUGCCCGUCAACGUACUUGGGAGAGAGGUAGUGGAGAAACCAAUGCAUGUGGGACUGGAGCUUUUGCUGUAUCUCAAGUUCUCUACUUGAGAAAUGCCAUCACCAAUUCAAUUGGCAAUAUUCCAAAUACUGCCACAGUCAGAAUAUCCCUCAAUGGAGGUGAUUUAUGGUUCAGAUAUCACAAAUCAAAUCCAACUUCACUCGAUCAUAUUCAAGUCAACAUGAUUGGUUCUGUCAAUUAUUCUCACACAGGCUCCUUCAAAUUAUCAGAUUAUCAAUAA
Naegleria gruberi is the source of this 1227-nucleotide messenger RNA. RefSeq lists its product as uncharacterized. The record is from RefSeq and is a predicted model, not a curated record. The coding region runs from base 1 to 1227 and encodes 408 amino acids. Gene Ontology annotation, cellular component: cytoplasm; cytosol. Gene Ontology annotation, molecular function: diaminopimelate epimerase activity. The transcript has a single exon. NCBI's taxonomy places the organism in Eukaryota, Heterolobosea, Eutetramitea, Acrasida, Naegleriidae.